ACCAUGAGGAUAGAAGAUCCUGUUCUCCAUGCAAUAUGUGUUAUUUUUGUGCGCAAAAGCAUGAACAUGAAAAGGAAGUAGGUGUUGCAAUAUACUCUCUGGAGCCAGCGUCCAGACACUUGAGACAAAAUUUGAACCUCAAACCUUCACAGCGGCAGAUGUGAAUGAAUAAACAGGUAAACUAAUUGGUUUUUUUUCUUUUUUAAAAAAGGUAACGGAAGAAGCAAUCAUUUUUACUAACAGGCUUAAUUUAUUAUACAGUAUUAGUUUUGACUGCUAUUUCUUUUUUAAAAAACUAUUUACGUGUAGUGUAUUUACGAUUAAGUGUAUUGCAAAGUCUAGCUCUGUUACUCAGAAAGCUGCUUUGGAUGGAAUUCAGUUGCCAAGUUAUUUAACUAGAAGGAGAGCAUGUACAAUGAACAUUGAAGGAAUAUAAAAGAUGAGUACGUAUAUGUUCCAAACAUAUUUAGUGUAUGUGCUUCUGGGUAAGGGGUUUCUGUGUGUAGUAGUAGUAGUAGCAACAGGCUAAUAUAUAUCUAUUUAUAUGUAUGCAGGCAUCUGGAUGCUUGUGAAUUUUUACCAGACACAAAUUUACCAUCCACUUGGGUCAAUUUCAUUCCCAGAGUAAAUAGCUCUUCCAUACAUUAGCAAGCAUUUUGCAUUAACUGUGAUAAUUUCACUCAUUAACAUGACAAAUUCUCUUUGAGAAAAUAUGCUUUUUUGGGAACAGAAUUUCUCAACACUAUACAGUGGUACCUCGGGUUACAAACACUUCAGGUUGCAAACACUUCGGGUUACAAACUCCCCUAACCCAGAAGUAGUACCUUAGGUUGAGAACUUUGCUUCAGGAUGAGAAUGGAAAUUGUGUGCCGGCAGCGCAGCAGCAGCGGGAGGCUCCAUUAGCGAAAGCGUGCCUCAGGUUAAGAAUGGUUUCAGGUUAAGAACAGACCUCCGGAACGAAUUAAGUUCGUAAACCGAGGUACCACUGUACUGCAGGUUUAAGGACCUUAGAUAAUUUCUGUCAGUCUAAGGAAACAUAAUAAUUUCCCUAAACCCCACCACCUAGCAACAUCUCUGAAUAUUUAUAUGCAUUGGAUAAUGCUUAUUGUGCCCCUCCCACAGUUUUAAAAGCAUCCCAAAAGUAUGCUAGAUUCUUUCUUUUUUAAAGAGCUUAUUUGAAAUUCAGGGGCGUGCUUGGGGAAGAACAGUUAAUAAUACAAAUGAGGUCAAUGGACAUUCAUUACCUCUAGUUUACAUGUCCCAGAGAAAGAUAGGGAAAAAUUCUGAUUUGCAGGAAAGGAUCUCCCAUGAGCCUUUGCAGUAAUCCUGAGGUGCACAAGCUUACUAAUUGUUAUGUGGGCAUCUUAGCCCUCCAAUGCAACUCACCUUUAAAUACAGCAUGGGGUUUGGUAGUUGUUCUCUCCACACACCCAGUUCAUCAGGAACUUGGAAUUGGAUUGGAUGGGCUUCCUCUGUCUACCUGACCAAAGAAGAUGUCUUGCCAGGCGUAUCAGUGGAUUGGUUUUAUUUCACACUGUUUAAUUUAUACCAGGAGUCCGUAAGAAUAAUCUUCCCAAUCAGAAUGACAUGCAAUCCUGGGGAGGGAAGAAGAGGAGAACUGGCAGCCAUCUCUUGCAGUUGGCUCACUAACUGGCUUUACUAAACUUAGUCUGUAAGAAGGCAAAAGCCUCUCACCACCAUGUUUGCUCCGAGCCUCCUUUUGUGGCACACUGUGAUUGGGAAGGCACUGGCUGGUUGGUGGUUUUACAGGGGAAAGAUAUCUGGAAGAUUGUGACUAGUGGUGUGGCUGUCACUUCUGUAGGGCUGCCCCAUAUCCAUAGACAACGUGAUGCGAGUACCUCAGGCAGCAGAUGCUGGGGGGAGGGUAAUGUAGUAUCUGUUCCUCCUGACCCAUAACCAUUCUCCUUUAUUGGAGGAUAAAGCGGUGUGUGAACCAUGCGGCUUGUCCUCUGCUACCUAAGCUAGCCUGCUGCCCUCAGGCGCAAAGGUGGAUGCUGUCCUGUCACCAGUGCUGAAAUGAGAUUCAGUGGCCAGCCCGCUCAUCUUCUAUAUAUAUGCAGGGAGGCGGGACUGAUUCAGAUGGUCCGCCCCCGCCACUUAAUGGAUCCAAAUGGUUUCCAGAGAGUGGUAGGGGAUGUUUUAUCCCAUGUUGAUGGCCUUUCAGCUGAUUCCCUGGUGGCCCGCUGGAAUGUGGAGUUAACCAGGGCUAUUGACUGUUUGGCUCCAAAGCGCCCUCUCCGAUUGCAUGGAGUCCGGACAGCCCCGUGGUUUUCCACGGAUCUGAGGGCAAUGAAACAAUCGUUGAGACGGCUAGAGCGCCGGUGGCGGAUAACCCAUUCUGAAUCUGACCGGACACGGGUUAGAGCUCAAUGUCGAGCCUACCAAGUGGCGAUAGCGACGGCGAAGAAGACUUUCUUCACCGCCUCUAUUGCAUCUGCGGAAAACAGCAGCAGGAGACUCUUUCAGGUGGUUCGCAAUUUAGCGGAACCACCUGCUCCAUCAGGGCCCAGUAGCGGCCACAUGAUCUCCUGCAAUGACUUUGCAAAGUUUUUUGCAGAUAAAGUCGCUCAGAUUCGAGAAGAGGUAGACUCCACCGUGGGAGCAGGGCCGGGGCGGGAGAGUGCUAGAGUCCUGUCUAGUCAAGUUGUGUGGGAUCAAUUCCAAUCUGUUACCCCGAGGAUGUGGACAGGCUGCUUGGACGAGUGAAACCAACCACUUGCCUCCUUGAUCCUUGCCCAUCCUGGCUUAUAAAAGCUAGCCGGGAAGGACUGGGCGAUGGGCUUCGUGGGGUGGUGAAUGCUUCCCUCCGUGAGGGAGCCUUCCCAGACCCGCUGAAAGAGGCGGUUAUUAAACCGCUUCUUAAAAGACCAUCUUUAGAUGCGGCCACAAUAGCCAACUAUCGCCCAGUCUCAAAUCUUCCAUUCUUGGGCAAGGUGAUUGAGCGAGUGGUUGCUGAACAACUCCAGGCACGCCUGGAAGAAGCGGACCAUUUGGAUCCCUUCCAGUCGGGAUUCAGGCCUCAUCAUGGGACUGAAACUGCCUUGGUCGCACUGGUUGAUGAUCUCCGGCGGGCUAGGGACAAAGGUGAGUGCUGUUUCCUAGUUCUGCUGGAUCUCUCAGCGGCGUUUGAUACCAUCGACCAUAACAUCCUUCUGGACCGUCUUGAGGGGCUGGGAGCUGGGGGCACUGUUAUACAGUGGUUCCGCUCCUUCCUCCUGGGCCGUGUUCAGAAAGUGGUGGUGGGGAUGAGUGUUCAGACCCCUGGGCCCUCACUUGUGGGGUGCCUCAGGGUUCUGUCCUCUCCCCCAUGCUUUUCAACAUCUACAUGAAGCCGCUGGGAGAGAUCAUCAGGGGAUUUGGGCUGGGUGUUCAUCAGUAUGCAGAUGAUACCCAGCUCUAUCUCUCCUUCAAAUCAGAACCAGUGAAGGCAGUGAAGGUCCUGUGUGAGUGCCUGGAGGCGGUUGGAGGUUGGAUGGCGGCUAACAGAUUGAGGUUGAAUCCUGACAAGACAGAAGUACUGUUUUUGGGGGACAGGAGGCGGGCAGGUGUGGAGGAUUCCCUAGUCCUGAAUGGGGUAACUGUGCCCCUGAAGGACCAGGUGCGCAGCCUGGGAGUCAUUUUGGACUCACAGCUGUCCAUGGAGGCACAGGUCAAAUCUGUGUCCAGGGCAGCUGUUUACCAGCUCCAUCUGGUACGCAGGCUGAGACCCUAUCUGCCUGCGGACUGCCUCCACCAGAGUGGUGCAUGCUCUGGUUAUCUCCCGCUUGGAUUACUGCAAUGCGCUCUACGUGGGGCUACCUUUGAAGGUGACCCGGAAACUACAACUAAUCCAGAACGCGGCAGCUAGACUGGUGACUGGGAGCGGCCGCAGAGACCACAUAACACCGGUCUUGAAAGACCUACAUUGGCUCCCAGUACGUUUCCGAGCACAAUUCAAAGUGUUGGUGCUGACCUUUAAAGCCCUAAACGGCCUUGGUCCAGUAUAUCUGAAGGAGCGUCUCCACCCCCAUCGUUCUACCCGGACACUGAGGUCCAGCACUGAGGGCCUUCUGGCGGUUCCCUCACUGCGAGAAGCCAAGUUACAGGGAACCAGGCAGAGGGCCUUCUCGGUAGUGGCGCCUUCCCUGUGGAACACCCUCCCACCAGAUGUCAAAGAGAACAACAACUACCAGGCUUUUAGAAGACAUCUGAAGGCAGCCCUGUUUCGGGAAGCUUUUAAUGUUUGAUGUAUUAUAGUAUUUUAAUAUUUUUUUGGAAGCCGCCCAGAGUGGCCGGGGAAGCCCAGCCAGAUGGGCGGGGUAUAAAUAAUAAAUUAUUAUUAUUAUUAUUAUUAUUAUUAUUAUUAUUAUUAUUAUAUUAUAAAGGUGUAAAAGGGGUGCUAUUUUGUUUUGGCCUGACCCUAUCAAUGCUUGAUGUAGGGACCCCAUGUGGAAGGUUGAAUGACAUGAGGGAGGUACACACAUCCCUCCCAUACAUUCAUGAGCGUUGGCAUGCAUGUACUGUAUCUUAUUUUUAUUUGUUUCAUUAAAAUAUCGACAUCUCACUUUACAGCGUCCUCACCAUGGUGUUACCCUGGCACUGAACAUGUAGGUGGAAUUACUUCUCAAGGGUGCAUGUUGGCAUGCAAGGCUGGCAUGUACAAUCCUACUCCCACCAUGUAUUUAUGAAUGCAAUAUGUGAGAUGGGCAUGUGCUACUCAUGGCAGUGCCAUCAGCUCCCAGAGAGCUACUGGAAUUGAAGCAAAGCUCUGGUAUUGUUCCAUUCUUCAUGGAUUACUAAUUUCUUUCCAGGUGUAAUUCAGAAGAAAAUGGUCUUGAGCUUUUCAAGCCCCAAAUGGUCUAGGACUGAGAUAUCUCAUGGACUAUCUUGAGCUAUCCUCCUGCAGAAACCCCCGCAAGUAACUCAGAUCAACUGUUCCACUGCCAUUUGAUGCACACCAGGUGAGCACAAGAGGCAGCUUUUUCAGCCACGGAAUCUGGGCUAUGGAAUGUCUUCUCCAAGAAGGCCCACUUGGUUCCAUUACUGCAGGCCCUUGAAUUUUAAAGGUGCUGCUUAUAUAUAGGUACAGCUUAUAUUCGGGCCAACACGGUAUUAUUAUGGAAUAGGAUGUCCCUAUUUUCAUAGGAGAAAUGUUGGAAGAUAUGAGAUCUGCCCUCUGAAAUGGACUGCUUCACCCUUCUUAAAGGUUGUGGUGGCUCUACCAAUGGCCUUAGCUGUUAGUCAUUUGAACACAGGUCAUGGGGAUAUAUUUUUUGUGCACACUCAACACUUGUAGCAUUUGCAGACUCACACAAGAAGCAACUCUCAGCAUAAAGCAUAUAAGGAAACACUUCACAACAGGAAGUGCGUGAGUGGGCCAAGAAUUUCUUCAACCUCCUCUCAGGGAGCUUUUAGAGUCUCUGGAAGCAGGGCUCCCUCUUCUUUUCUUGAUUACAAAACAGCAGUGAGGAAAGACGGUCAUGAAAGGAAACGUAUUUCACAAGAAGUGAGUUCCUGCAAGUGAAACAUACAACAGGAAAGCAAAAGCAAAGAAAACUGGGUUUAUUUCCUGACUUCAUCAUGUCUGCAGCUACUCACCCAAACUGCUCUCAUCAGUAAAUACAUGGUGAAAAGACAGCAAGCUGCAAAAAAUGUUUGCCCCCAUUUCCCCCUCUCUCUUGUGUACUCCUUGACCUCUGUAUUAGCUAAAAUAGCCAGCAUACAUUCCUGUGUAUUAAUCCAAAAUAAUACGAUUCUCUUGUUUUUAGAAGCAUACCUGGAUCUCCAGUGUAAAAUGACCGUGAGGCUGAACUUUAGGAAACAAAAAAAGAAAUGGUCUUCCCUACACAGCUUCCUAGCUCAGUGAACCUAUGAAAUAUGUACAUCAGGACAGAGGAAAUAGUAUGCUUCUACUUCUUUGGAUGAUCUGAGACCAGGGUUUAAUUAAUAUUAUAAAUGAGUCACUUAAGAGAUUUCACGUGGCCUGUUAGCAACAGGUUUUUUAAAAAUAUAACAGAUUUUCUCUGGAAAGCGACAAUCCGAAUUAAAGGCACAGGGUGGGGAAAUAUAAGCUGUGAACGCAUAAGAAUGCAGUAUCAUGUGAACAAUGGAGAAAAACAACAACUUGCAAGCAUGAGGUGUGCCGAUCCCAUUAUGAACACCCAUCUAGAAGCACCCUGCUCUUAAAAUGGUUUCUGGUGAUAAUUAGCAAUAAAAUUUCUGAGCGUCUAUUUAUUUUUUAAAAAUAAAAUAAAAUGCUGGAACUAUUUAUGGAAAGGAAAAUCCUACGCAAUAUAGGAAAGGGCACCUCUUGUGUGUAGAAGAGUUUUUAUUUUAUUUUAUUGUUUUAUUUUAUUUGGCAAAUGUAGCUCUUCAUGGCAUAGCACUGGGUGUAUGAGAAAAGUUGCACCCACUACCAAAAGAACACGAUUCUGGUCCUCUGUCAGCUCAGCUUAGAUGCAGCCUCAUGUUGCUGAACCUUAUUAACUUCUGUAGGUGAGGAUACACGUAACUGAUUCAUGUAUGAUAAUAAUCAAGUGUUCCUUUGGUGACAGUCCCUAUAACUUCACAAACACUAAGCAAGCCUUCAGCUUCGUGCCACAUUUUCCAUAGCCCCUGGCUCAUAUAUAUCAAUACGUAGUCUGAAGCAUCAUCCACGUUUCAGGUUUACCUUCUCCUGAGCGAGUCACAAUAAUCCUACUGAGAGAUUGUGGUGUUAAUUAGGAUUAGAGAACUGACCAGUUGGCUAUCAUGGUUGAGUAACACAAACUAUUCCACCUGGUCCCAACAGCACGGCAUAAUGGCAGAAAGUACCCAUGUAAAUCUAGAGAAAGGUAGGUAGUGUGGACUUGUAUAUGAUCCCUGUAAUAUAAUGCUUUGCCCCAUCUAACUUCAGGCAUUUGCUGCUGAAUUUGUCGGUUCCACAGCAACAGAUGUUGCCUCUCCUCUCUUGUGGAGCUGCAUGUUUUUGUGCCACCUCCUGUCCAUCUUCUGCAACUGCAUCAGGCAUCCAAUUUCUCCCUAUGUCAUUUGCAUGUUGGGGUAAACCAGAUGUGAUGCCAUGAAGUGUGAAAAUACCCAGUGUUUAUUAGUAAAAUGGUCCACUGCACUAAUCCACUAUCCCUAAUGGUUAUGAGCUUUUGUGAUAUUUACUUUUUACAUGCUUUUAGGUAUCCAUUUUUUAAAAAACAAAACACCACAUUUGUGUAAUAGACAGAGGUUAAAGUACAUAUAUUACCAUACUGCUUGCUUACAAUGAAGGAUGUUACAUAUACGUUUCCUUUUUAAAUCUAGAACUAAGACUCCACCAGCUUUCAGUUCUUUUCAGAAGAAGGAUGCCUCAAGAUAUGCCACUCAUCCCAACAUCGAAAGUCUUGUUCCCUCCUGUAAGGCGUGUGUCAGAUGACACAUGUGAGAUGCUUCGAAGCUAUGCACUCCAGGUCACUUUGUCUACCAUCUACUCAGUUAUUGCCUGCAUCAGCAUCCCACUCAACCUCAUCUGCUUGUGGUUCCUGUGUCGGUAUUCAAGGCCUUGGACUCCCACCAUUGUGUUGUGCAUCAAUCUGGCCCUUGCUGAUUUUGUCUACAGCAUGAUCCUCCCCUUUCAAAUAGUUUACCAUAUACGGGGAAACAACUGGCCCUUUGAGGAUGCUCUGUGCCGUAUUGUCACCGUUCUGUCCUAUGGUAAUGUGCACUGUUCCCUUUUGACCAUGAUGUGCAUCAGCAUUGAGCGCUACCUGGGAAUCGUCCACCCUUUGCGCUACAAAGCCAUGAGAUCCAUGCGAACUUCUGUCCUGACAUGCGCCCUCAUUUGGGUGUUUGUCUUACUGCCCCUCGUCCCGCUCAUGAAGACCAACCUAACGAUUCGUGUACAAAACCUGGAUAUAAUCACCUGCUUUGAUGUUUUGCCUAAAGAGAUGUUUGACGAAAAGCCAGAACGCUUCAUCGCUUACUUUGCCUCUCUGGUAUUUUUCUUCUUUUUCCUACCUCUGCUCAUCAUGGGGUUUUGCUACUUCUCAAUCAUCAUAACACUUCUCCACUCCCCUUCUACCCAACUCAGAGAAACUAAGAAGCAGACUGUCUGUUUGAUAAUAGUGUUGCUACUGGUGAUCACGGUUUGUUACUUGCCUCACAUUAUCAUGUCAGUUAUCCAUUACGUCUUCACUAUGCAGGGAAAAAAAGCAUUUUAUUUUGAAUAUAAAAUUUCAUUUGCAGUAGCCACCAUCAAUUGCUGCCUUGACCCAUUGGUUUAUUACUUUGGCUCCAAAGAGUUUCGGCGAAAGAUACAGAAGAAGCUCUGCAGAUGCGUAACUGUUGGGGUCAGUGAAAAUACUCCAAUCUUUUCAGAGCAUGAUAUCCAAAUAACACCAAUGCAAAAAGUAUUGAAUAGAUAGUCUGUAUUGCUCUGGAAUGUAAUAAACGUUGCCAGUGCACUGUAUUGACCUCAAGAAAAAUCAGGAGCUAAUUCAUUGCAGAACCUCAACUGCCAAGUUACACAGAACUAUUUUGCCAAACGUUUCUGGAAGAUCAAAUGGACUACAAUUAUCACACAUGAUUCUAUUUCUUUUGAGUAAAGGCAACUGAUGUCAAAGUCCAGUUAGAUUGGUGCAGCUGAAAGACACCUGUCUUAUUAAGAGACACCUGCAAAUGUAGCAUGAGGAGGAAAGCAUGUAUUUAACCACUUUUGACUGUGCAGAAUUUAUGGAACAAAUAUUAAUAGAAAUAUUUGGUUGAAUGGAAACAAACAUUUGUUAAGACUUCCUUCCUUAAAUGUCACAAAUUACCUGUGCCACUAAGUCACAAAAGAAUGCAACUACCUGUAGUACAGAUUCUCAGUAAUUAGAAUGAUCUUGUAAUUUGUUCUUUGUUAUUGAUGUUGAUCUGACAAAGCUUUGUAUGGACAAAUCUUGCUAUGCUGUGUAAGCACCUGAGGUGGUGCUUGCCAUCUCAGGUAACAAUAUUGCAAGUGCCAUUCUUAAAUACUACAUUCAUAUAGUUUUAAUAAAAGAAUGUUUAUUGUGUCUGCAUUCCAAUCUUAA
Podarcis lilfordi (Lilford's wall lizard) is the source of this 9038-nucleotide messenger RNA. Lineage: Eukaryota; Metazoa; Chordata; Lepidosauria; Squamata; Lacertidae. The record is from the annotation of a GenBank genome assembly.